This is a messenger RNA of Drosophila navojoa, 2497 nucleotides long. RefSeq names its product potassium two pore domain channel subfamily K member galene (gene galene). The record is from RefSeq and is a predicted model, not a curated record. NCBI's taxonomy places the organism in Eukaryota, Metazoa, Arthropoda, Insecta, Diptera, Drosophilidae. Gene Ontology annotation, molecular function: potassium ion leak channel activity; outward rectifier potassium channel activity. Gene Ontology annotation, cellular component: plasma membrane. Gene Ontology annotation, biological process: potassium ion transmembrane transport; stabilization of membrane potential.
GUUCAGUAAUCUUUGGAGAGUCGUCGGGAUCGCUACGCAGUGUCGAGACGCAACGUUGCUCACAAAACAGAAAAUGAAUUGACUGUUGGAAGUACUUGGAGUGCAAAGAGAAAUAUAUAUAGUGCGCGAACCGCGAAAUUGGCCAAGGGAAGACGCAUAGCCCUCUGGGUGCAUCAGCAUGUCGAGCAGGCGAGCCCAGUCCCUGCCGCCGCACAUGUUGGAGCCGGUGAAGCCGGAGCGUGGACGCUGUGUGACUGCCAUCUGCGUUUCGUGGAAGGUGUUCAGCUGCAUCGUCUCCCAUGUGCUGCUCGUGCUGCUCGUCGUCUCGUACUGCGUGGGCGGCGCCUAUUUGUUUCAGCACCUCGAACGGCCGCACGAAAUUGAGGUCAAGCGGGACAUACGGAAUCUGCGCUUCAAUCUCACCGAGCGCAUUUGGCUGCUCUCCGACGAUGCGGUCGUGCUGCGGGAGAGCGAUUGGAUGGCGAAUGUGAGCAAGCACCUGGCCAACUUUGAGAAGCAGAUCAUGACGGCCAUCAAGACAGACGGCUGGGAUGGCGACGAGGAUCUGCUCAAAUCGCAAUGGACCUUCGCCGGCUCACUUUUCUACUCCAUCAUAGUCAUAACCACGAUUGGCUAUGGCCACAUAUCACCGCGCACAGACUGGGGCAAGGUGACAACGAUUUUCUAUGCCAUCGUGGGCAUCCCAUUGAUGCUGCUAUGUCUGUCAAACAUUGGAGAUGUGAUGGCCACAUCGUUUCGGUUUCUCUAUUGGCGCAUCUGCUGCUAUGUGUGCACCCGUUCGGCCAGGCGUUCCAGGAACCGUCGCUCGAGGCAAAGAUCGAUUCGUAUGCGCUCGCAGCGCGUUACGUCGCGGUCGCAGCCGCCGCCGACGUUCAGGCGUUCCAUGAAGAUGACGCAGCGCUCCAACAAUGAUUCUGGACUGGGUCCCUCUUUGGGUCACGCCUACUCAGACCCAGAGCUACGUACGAUUGGCAGGAACUACGAUGAUCGAGAUCGCGACUUUGGCGGCGGGGGCGGCUAUCGGGGCAGUGGAGGACGACCACGUCGCCAACAGUUAUACCACGUGCCGCUGCAGCAUGAGCCUCGCAAGCGUCACACCAUCUACGGGGAUGAGUACGAGCCACAGACGCUGAAUCGAGCCAAUCGUUACAGCAGCCGGCAGCGACAGAGGGACAGAAUGCGGGAUCGGCACACAGUGGAGCGCGAGCGUUACCUGGGCCACUCAAGAAACCACAUACAUGGCUCCAUCGAUGACUUCAGCGACAUGCAGCCACCGGCCAAGCGAGCAGCGAGUGUGCGCUCGGUUCGCUCACCCCAGCAGCAGGAGACGCGCGCCUCGCGAGAGCUGGACCGCCUGCAUUCGGUUCCAGGUCGUGGGCGGGCGAAGAGUGUGGAUCCGCGGCACAGCCACGCCUCCUCACACUACGAAGACGUGGACGAGGAUGUGGUUCGCAAGACGCCCAUCAUACACAAUCGUUAUGCGCUGGAGGACGACGACUUGGUCAGUAGCAGGCAGCAAUCUCGCAAUGCUCCGCGCAGCCAAUCGAUGCCCAGGUCGGCGCAUCGUCAGCGCCAACGCCAAAGGGAACUGGAGCGCGAGCGUUCGCCGCAGCCAACACCUUCGCACCACCACCACCACCACCAUCAUCAGCAACAACAGCUACGACCCAAUGGACGACGUGCUGGCAGUCUGGGCCGUCAAUCCUCUCGAUAUGGCAAUCAUCUUGAGCCGCCAGACUACGAUCCGGACCCGCCGCAACGACAGCGGCGCGCUCGUUCGCCGCGCUACGCAGACUAUGUGGAGGAGAGCUUUGAUGAGCUGUCCAUGUGCGAAGACAAUGGCCUGUACGAGGAUUAUCCAGUGCGUCAUGGCUCCCGCAAUCGAGAAAGAGAACCGCGCCGCGAACGUCGUCGCGAGCGCCGGUUGCCGCCCUCCCCACGCAUCAUGUCGCCCAUGGGCUUUCCCGUGCAGCGCCAGAUCAGGCGGCGCCCCAGCUACGACUACGACGACGAGGACUCAAUGUACGGCGAUGACUAUGGCGACGACAUGGUGCCCAAAGAUCGGCCAGUGCCCAUCUGGCUAUGCGUCUUUCUAGUUGUCAGCUAUAUACUAGGCGGCGCUGCGCUCUUUAACGCCUGGGAGACCUGGUCCUUCCUGGACUCUGCCUACUUUUGCUUCAUCACGUUGACCACAAUAGGCUUUGGUGACUUUGUGCCCGACAAGGGCGUGAAGGACGAGUCCCAGCAGUCCAUUGCCUACUGCUCGCUGUAUCUGCUCUUUGGCAUCGCUUUGCUGGCCAUGAGCUUCAAUCUGGUGCAGGAGGAGUUCAUAGCCAAUGUUAAGGAAGUGGCACGGCGCCUGGGCAUACUCAAGGAUGAUGACGAUGAGCAGGAGGAUGAAUAGGCCUCUUAAAUGAAAAUAAAAUACUCCGAAGUUCGAUUUUAAUUAUUCCAAAAAUUAUACAAGAAUUUCAAU